GGUGUAGUCGUAUGUUCGGCCCGCGGCAAGGGUCCUUUCAGAGGAGUCAGCGUCUUGGACCCAAACGAUAAACGCAGGACAUACUCAUGGCUGCACCUGUAGCUCAGGAAGAGCUUCCCAUCCUCGAGGCUGUCAUCAACAUUCGAAAUCGCCUCACCGCAUUGAAAAGAGACCGUGGUGAAUAUAUCAAGCCAUCUGAUGUCAAUGCCCUUUACCAGGCUGUCGUCAAACAAGUGACAAAGUUAAAUGACGUUCGAGACGACAACACUACAUACAACAAUCGUGUUGAUACAACUUUAGCUGAUGUAUUCAGCCUCCUAUCGUUAUGUUACCUCACCUUGGGACGUACAAAGGAAUGUCCUGCGGUGUAUUCCCAAAUAGCUUCAAUGCGGCAAAUCCUCAAUCAUAUGAAUGAAUCUGCUGUAUACAACGAGUCGGAUCUUGCCCCGUUUCAUCGGCGAUUGCACGAGCUUCGACAAAUAGUCCAGCAUGAUGCCGAGAGCGGUAAGCACCCGGAAGCAAUGACUAAACUUCUCGAGCGCCAGUUCAACGAAUGCGAUGCUAUCGUGGAGUCACUACAAGAGUCGCUAUCUGUGCUCUCGGUCGAACUCAUUCCCAUUCACGAGCGUCUAGUCACAGUUCGACGUCAACUUGUUGCUCUUGCUGCAAAGGAGGGUUCCCACAAAGCUGAACUCAAGCCGCUGCACGAAGAACUCCGCAAGAUAGAUUCUAAACGCGUUGACGGCAAAUUUUUGGGUCCCGGAGGCAUCGUACCGGCUUCACAGGCUCUUUGUUCAUCACUUUUGGAGGAGUGCUUUGAUAUCCUACAAGAGAUCAAAGCGCAAGAAGAAUCCAAGAACGUAGCAUUUUCUUUGAAGGCAAUCUAUGACCGUCUGAGCGGAAUUCGAGCAGAGCUGGAGAAUUUGGUCCUCACCCAUCGUUGGAGUCUCAGAGAGACAGAUUUGUGGAAUUAUUCUCUAAGCUUACAAGAAAUUGACAAGAUGAGAAUUGAUGGAAAGUUCGUGGACUCGGAAGGCAAUCGUCCGCCAGGACAAUAUGUUCUGCUCUACCUUCUGAGACGAUGUUACGGUCUUAUUUAUCGACUGCUAUCAUCCAGUGAGCCUGUUUCGGAAGAGCUCAUGCCGGUGGCAAAUAAACUGUCAACUGUAAAGAAAUGUUUGAACGAGGUACUCAAAUAUGGCGGCCCAUUCAGUCCCCGUGAUCUUUACCCGUAUCAACUUGCUCUGCAUCAGAUUGAUUCUAUGCGUAAAGAAGGGAAGUUUGUUGGGGUAGACGGUAGUAUACCGGAAGGACAGGGAAUUGUUAUGGCCCACCUGAAUGAAUGUCAUGAACUCUUGGAGAUGCUCAAAGAGUCGAUGGACGAAGGCGAAGAAGACGAUGAUGAAUACUUCGAAGACGAAGACGAGUAUGCGAUUGAAGAAUGACAUUAGAACCCCUCUAAUCCCGAUGGUGUGCUUUUUCUUCGGGCUCAGGCUCGAGUUCAUUUCGCUCGACAUUAUAGUCUAUUGACUCAUAGCAGUUACCAUUUGUACAAAUAAGCAUGUAACUCCAUCGUUUUUUUAGUCUCGUGCAGGGAGAGUACGUGACUCUGUGUGUCAAGUGCUGUAAUUACAGUAAGAGUUGUCUAGCUGCCAUGAAACGAUAAUCGCCCGGUGCUACUGCACACUGAUCACU
Molecule: messenger RNA, 1695 nt
Organism: Serpula lacrymans var. lacrymans S7.9
Lineage: Eukaryota; Fungi; Basidiomycota; Agaricomycetes; Boletales; Serpulaceae
Exons: 11
Coding region: 87-1445 (452 amino acids)
Cellular component (GO): nucleus; cytoplasm
Source: RefSeq, a predicted model, not a curated record